Molecule: messenger RNA, 1554 nt
Organism: Eruca vesicaria subsp. sativa (arugula)
Lineage: Eukaryota; Viridiplantae; Streptophyta; Magnoliopsida; Brassicales; Brassicaceae
Source: the annotation of a GenBank genome assembly
CAUCUUGUCCACGAUUGUAAAUUGUCUCUACAGAGAAAGAUGCAAACGCCAUUUCUCCAUCUCUCCAAAAGCUUCACUCCAUCUCCUCUUCCACGUCAAAACAACAAUCCAUCCUUCGGACUUCUCCCUCCAAUCUCCCGGCGACCGAGAAGAGUCGUCGCGCAACAAAGCCACAAACCAAACAGGGGAGACAAAGGGAAAGUGACUCUAAAGGGUAACAAAGAGAACGUAUGGAGCGUUGAUAACGAGAUUGCCGAGAACGAGAAGCGUAAGCAGAGGAAGCCAAAGGGGAGAAGGAGAGGGAAGAGAUUAGGAAGUGGAGGAAGGAAAGGUAGAGUCUUGGUUUCAGGAACCAUGUUGAUUGAGACAGAAACUGUUCUUCAGACACAGGAACCUGUGAUAAAGCCAGUGUGGAGAACGUUUGCGAGUAGUGUAAGUGGGAUAUGGAAAGGAGUAGGAGCUGUGUUCUCUCCCAUAACGGCAGAGAUGGAGCCUCUUGAGAUUGGGAAGAAGAACGAGUCUCUUUACGAUUGCUACACUCUUUCACGGAUCGAAGCAUUGCCAUCAGGGUCUUCAUCUGAGAUACAGAGGAAGAUCAAUUGGGUUACUUUUAAUCCUCAUGGAGAGUUUUCCCAGAGUGAUGAGGCUGGUGAAGACACCCUUUUGCCAAAGUUUGAGUCUUUUAACUUGAAAGCAAGUGAUGUCAUGGAAGAAGAUUCCAUGGGAGAUGAGCCUGGACUUGUUUACUUUGAGGAUGGAUCCUAUUCUAGAGGUCCGGUUGCAAUCCCUGUUGGGGAGAUGAGUGAAUCUAACUAUUACCUCACACCAACUUUCAAGUUUGAACAGUGUCUGGUGAAGGGUUGUCAUAAGAGACUGAGAGUAGUCCACACCAUAGAAUUCGCCAAUGGUGGUGCAGAUAUACAGAUAAUGAGAGUUGGUGUUUAUGAAGAACAGUGGGUUAGUCCUUCAAACUAUGAGGAGCAAAGUAACAACGAUGCGCCACUGGAGUUAAAACCCUUCUCACAGAGGAAACGCACGCAACCAUCAGAGCUAACAGGAUCGUGGAAAGUGUUUGAAGUGAGUGCAACUCCAAUCUAUGGAGAAGAAGACCAAAUGGAGCUCUCAGGUCAAAGCAGUGAGACCACUCCAUACGUGUACCUAUGCACAGAGGCUUUAAAGAGAAGGAACUUACCAGAAAGUUCGGUUUCGUUUGGAGAUGAAGAGAUGGUAGAUAUGCAGGAUGUGUCUGUGAUGUGGCUACCAGGUGGUGUGACUGCUUACGUGGAUGUGAAGGAAGAUGGAGUGUUAUGCGUUGGAAUAGGAUGGUAUUCUGAUGAAGGGAUUAAUCUUGUGAUGGAGAGAGAUUAUGGUUUAGAUGGGAAUCUUAAAGAAGUUAGAUCCAAUACUGAAGUGAAGAGAAGAUGGACUGAAGAACCUAAGUGAGACUUUCUAUGUUCUGUGUCUUUCCUCUGUUUCAGACUGAUGUUUAAUCUUUAGUACAUGUAAGUAACACUCUCUGAUGUUUGGUGAAGCUAUAAUAAAAAUGUCUUUUCU